This is a messenger RNA of Hyaena hyaena (striped hyena), 1789 nucleotides long. Its product is annotated as cytochrome c oxidase assembly protein COX11, mitochondrial. Gene Ontology annotation, molecular function: copper ion binding. The transcript has 4 exons. The record is from RefSeq and is a predicted model, not a curated record. NCBI's taxonomy places the organism in Eukaryota, Metazoa, Chordata, Mammalia, Carnivora, Hyaenidae. Bases 51 to 878 code for a protein of 275 amino acids. Gene Ontology annotation, cellular component: mitochondrial inner membrane.
GCGAGAUCUGGCCGUUCUUCCCUGACGUCCUGAGCUCUCUCCCGGGGGCUAUGGGAGGGCUCUGGCGUCCCGCAUGGAGGCGCGCUGCCUUCUGUGGCUGGCGCGGGAGCCAGCCUGGGUCCCCGACUUGGGUUGCGGAGAGGGUAGAGGCAUAUCUCAGAGUGGGAAGAAUUGGGACAGGAAGUGGUGAGAGGGGGCUGAGGUGGCUUGGGACAUGGAGGCGUCCAAACCCGGCCCGGGACCUGGCCCUGCAGCCGCCGCGGCGGCCGAAGAGCACGAACCCUUUCACGCGCGCGCAGGAGGAGGACUGGCGGCGUCGGAACAAGACGGUCCUCACGUACGUGGCCGCGGCCGCCGUGGGCAUGUUGGGGGCAUCCUACGCCGCCGUGCCCCUUUAUCGGCUCUAUUGCCAGACUACUGGUCUUGGAGGAUCAGCAGUAGCAGGUCAUGCAUCAGACCAGAUUGAAAACAUGGUGCCUGUGAAGGAUCGAAUUAUUAAAGUCACCUUUAAUGCAGAUGUGCAUGCAAGUCUCCAGUGGAAUUUUAGACCUCAGCAAACAGAAAUAUAUGUAGUACCAGGAGAGACUGCACUGGCGUUUUAUAAAGCUAAGAAUCCUACAGACAAACCAGUCAUUGGAAUUUCUACAUACAAUGUGGUACCAUUUGAAGCUGGACAGUAUUUCAAUAAAAUACAGUGCUUCUGUUUUGAGGAACAAAGGCUCAAUCCACAAGAGGAAGUAGAUAUGCCAGUGUUUUUCUACAUCGAUCCUGAAUUUGCUGAAGACCCAAGAAUGGUGAAUGUUGAUCUCAUCACUCUUUCUUAUACUUUUUUUGAAGCAAAGGAGGGACAGAAGUUGCCACUUCCAGGCUAUAAUUGAAGUCAGCACCUAAGUCCCUUCAGAUUUGUGAUUUUUGAAAAAUCACGUAUUCAGUCUUCUCAGGGGAGAAAUACUUUAAUGUAAAACUUUUUAAAUAUACUGUGUUUAUUUUUUUCAACUAAUUUACCCUGUUUAAAAUUGAAUGAACAGUUUCAGCUGUCAUAGGGAAUCCAUAGGCCCAAAUUGAAUGUAGGACUAUUCGAAACCAUAGAGUUUGAUAGGGAAUAUUCAAAGAAACUCCUUUGUUUCUUAAAUAAGUAGGCACGGACUUCAGUUUAUUAGCUCUUCAUAGCAGUGAAUACUUUUAUUAUUCCUGGGGUUGUUUUAGGCUCUAGGUCAUAACUUCUGCCUGUUUUUGUUAUGUCUAAAAUAGUUGGUGACUACUUUCUUUUAUUGUGAAUCGUCACUAUUUUAAAAGCUCACAAUGAAAGAGGUAUCACGGAGCCCUAGGCUGCCCAGAGAUUACAUUCUAAUUUCAAAUUUGACUCUCUUUUUCCUUUAGGAUCUAGGCCUAUUUUAUAUUUUGAGUACUGACUAUUUUGAAGUUUCAGCAUCACGAAUAUGAAAUAAAACCCAUAAGUAUAUUUAGUAGGAUUCUAGUACGAUUUCCUGUGACAGUUCAAGUUCCUGAAUGUUAAAAUGUAAGUGUGAACUUAUUGACAUCAGAAGUUCUAUGAACAGACCCUGUAAAAAAGAUGUAUUAAAGUGUUUUAAUAAUUUAUCAUUGUAAUUUAUGACAUAAACAAAUGCACAUUUUAUUCUGAAUGCUUUCCAGUAGCGUUUGUUUCAAUUAGAAAUAUUACUUGCAGUAAAAAGGGGAGAAAAAGAUCAUUUAGUAUUAUAAAGAAUCAUAUGUAAAGGCAACUCGAUACAGAGUCCAGUGACCUCUUCAUGGUAUCUGAAAUAUACAC